This is a messenger RNA of Vanessa atalanta (red admiral), 771 nucleotides long. RefSeq lists its product as uncharacterized. Lineage: Eukaryota; Metazoa; Arthropoda; Insecta; Lepidoptera; Nymphalidae. The record is from RefSeq and is a predicted model, not a curated record. The coding region runs from base 1 to 771 and encodes 256 amino acids. The transcript has 5 exons.
AUGAUUUUCUCAUCUCAAGCGGAAGAUGUUAAUAGUUUUAAUGUUAUUAACGAUACUAAAGUGCUAUCAAGAAGGAAAAGAUUUAUCGUUUUUCCAGAAGGAAGUUCUUUUCAAUUGGUUUUCUGCACGACAUAUCCAGCUUUAACAACUAUAGGGGACAUAUUUUUAUGGGGGAACACAGCUGCUCUGGCGUACGAACUCCCUCAAGAUCCAUAUUCUCCCUUCAAUCAUAGAGCUGACCCUCUUCAUAGAAGGAUGGACACGAAAAAUAUAUAUUUCACGGAUUUUGACGGAAAAAUUAUUCAUAAGGCUCCGUAUAAGAGGAAAUUCAUAGUAAAUCCAGCGUUUGCGAAGCGUAGCGUGGACGAAAUGGUAUCCCCAGAAUUUAAAAUAGACAGAAAACAGAUGCACGCUUCGAAACACACACGAGAGUUUUUAAAAGGUGCGCAUUUGGAUAAAGUCGACUUUCAUAGGAGUAGUCGAGCGAGACUAUACCAGCAGAUAGAGGCUCUGUUUGACGGACUUGGGUCUGAUGGAAGAAACUGUUUGUUGAAGACAUUGUGUUUAAUCGGCCAGACACAAGCCAGUCCGCAGGGCGCUUUUCUUCAGGAAAUAAUGAGGGCGGUGUUCACAUUACCAAAAAAUAAUUCAACUGAUGAUAUCGACGAAGAAUACGACGCAGCCUUUUCAGCAACAGAGCCUUGUGACCAAUUGUAUCCUAAUUGCAACGAACACUCGAACAAUCUGGAAACACCGUUUAUUGGUUCUUGA